GUUCAAAACCGGCUUCCUGCUUACCGUAGUGUGAGCGGUCUACGUUGGCAACAUGGCGUCCUUAGAUGUCCACGUCCGAAUUUGUGAGCAAGAAAUACUCAAAUAUGACUUGGAAAUUAAAGCUCUCAUCCAGGAUAUUAAUGAGUGCACGGGCCCUCAGAGCAAGCUGACAGAACUGAACGCAGAUGUGAAAAAGAGUUUCCACAAUCUCAGAUUGCGGAUUCAGGAUUUAGAGCAGAUGGCAAUGGAGCAAGACAAAGAGUCAGACAAGCAAGCUUUGAUCAGUCAGGUAGAGGGACACAGAAAACAGAUGAUGAGUAACCAGAAAGCUUGGAGGAAAGCCAACCUUGCAAGCAAACUGUCCAUAGACAAUAUGGAAAAGCAGGCACUUAUUUAUGGAGCAGAUAUUACCUUGAGACAGAGGAAGAUGAAAAAAGAGGGCCUGGCCCAGACAACCAGCAACAUUACAGAAAAUCUUAUGAGCAUCAGCCGGAUGAUGGCCCAGCAGGUUCAGCAGAGCGAAGAGGCCAUUACAUCACUAGCAACGUCCUCAAGGACAAUCCAAGAGACCAACGAGGAAUUUAAGACCAUGACAGGGACCAUCCAGCUCGGGAGAAAACUCAUCACCAAGUACAACCGCAGGGAGCUCACUGAUAAACUGCUCAUCUUCCUGGCGUUGGCUCUCUUCCUCGCCACAGUUCUCUACAUCCUCAAGAAGAGACUAUUCCCUUUCCUGUAGACCAGGUACCUUUGAGGAGCUCUCCCGUAACCACGUGCAGUACUUUCCAUAGUCAGCGCAAAUGAUUUAAACAAUUCUGAAUACUGCGUGUCAUAUUACACACACAUUACACAUGUCUGCUCAGUGGAAUGUGGUCUGUUCACUCGGCUGAACUGUGACACUGCUGAGGGUGAAAAAUUGUCCACAAAAGAGGAAGAUAAACCUCCGCACCCAUAGCUCCAUGCAGUGUUUUAUUUAUUAAAAAGAUUGUGGUAUUCAUUUUUUCAUCAAACAAAGGGAAUCAGUGAUUAAAGAGGAGAUACGUUUUUUGGCACAAACUGUGUCAGAAGCCCAUUUUUGGUCGGUGACACAGUAAUGCUGUGCAUUGCUUAUGAUCAAGCCAGACAUGGACGGACAACCCGUAGAAAUCUUUUCUUUUACACAUUCCUGUGAAGCAUUCCGUACUGUUUUUCCCUUCAUAUUUACCAGUGUUGCAAAGAGUACCCAAAAACUGUAUUUUGUGGACGAGUUUGCUUCAGAUUUAGUUAAGCAUACUGAUAAUGUGCUGACACCUGUAAAACUCAUGUUUAAGCAUGACUCUACAGUGAGUUGCCAUGUAAAAAAAACAGUUAGUUUAAGAUUUCAAAAAAUGUGUAAGGAAAAAAAUCUAAAUACAAUUUUUUUUUUUUUGUGAAAAUCUGAACUGAUUAUCACAGAACUAGUGCCACUGUUAAUAUCAGUUCAGCAUGCUUUUACUGGCAUGAAAGUUAUGAAAACAAUGUUGCCAAGUAGUAAAAAAAAAAGUCACAAAAAAGUUCUGGUAGGUCUGGGAGCAUGUUUGUGUAACAGAAAAAGGUGUCUUUUUAAAUGGUUUUAAAUGGUUUUAACCAAACCAUUACAGUUCUGACUGACUUUUUCAUCUGAUAUCAUAAAGUCACUGUGCAAGUCAUGUACAAGCUUUUUGUGUAAUUUUUAUUCACAAUGAUAAACUGUAUCUUUACUGUAUUGUAUAAGUUAUCAUAACAUUAUAAUGAGCUAAUGCAAUUUUUUGUGAAUAUACGUAUUUAAAUGCUUUAUCACAAUCCAAGGCCAUCGGCACUCACUCGCUGAUUGUGCUUCACUACCCCAGUCAUUAGAAUGGCAUUCUAUAGUAUAUGCGCACUUAAAACUGCGCCUAUGUUUUUUUAUUCAGUUGGCAUGCAGACCAAAAAAAACAAAAAACCUUACUCAGCGUAAGAGUCAGCGCACUCUCCCCUGUCUCUGCCCAUGUUAGCCUGUCUCUGCUCUGCAGCGCAGCAGAAAAGCUCAGAAAAGCAGUGGCAGUCAUCACACUGGCAGAGAUAGAGCAGCAUGCAUCCCUGCCUUUCUUCAGAUAAGACCCGGAAAAGCAGAUUAUUCCGACCCGUUUCCCUCUCCCUUUCCAGUGUGAGUGGAGGUUGAGGGGGGAUAUUUUUAGGUUUGUGUGGCGCUGUUAUCUGACAUUGCCUUUUCAGCACCCCGGAGGAGAGGGUGGCCAGAGGAGCUACAUGACCUUGCUACCCUUUCUCCAAUUGCCUGGCCUUGCCAUUUUGUUAAAUAUGUGUAAAUGCUGUCAGUAUUGUUUAUCAAUAAACACAAAGUUUUCUGGCUUGAUGUUU
This is a messenger RNA of Xiphias gladius (swordfish), 2355 nucleotides long. It is a transcript of the gene bnip1a, whose product is annotated as BCL2 interacting protein 1a. Lineage: Eukaryota; Metazoa; Chordata; Actinopteri; Istiophoriformes; Xiphiidae. Gene Ontology annotation, biological process: retrograde vesicle-mediated transport, Golgi to endoplasmic reticulum. Bases 53 to 739 code for a protein of 228 amino acids. Gene Ontology annotation, molecular function: SNAP receptor activity. The transcript is spliced from 6 exons. The record is from RefSeq and is a predicted model, not a curated record. Gene Ontology annotation, cellular component: endoplasmic reticulum; SNARE complex.